AUGGCGGACGCGCUAUCGGUGGACGGCGCGCUGACGACGUCGCUGUUACGUUUGACGUCGGAUCAAACGAAUAAAAGCGUCAAGCUGCACGCGCUGCUCGUGGUGCUCGUGAGCGAUACGGAUGAUGUGACUGGGGAGACGUUCGCAGCGGGGGUGCAAAAGAUUGCGAAGGAGGUGAUCAAACGAGAGGAGUUGGCGGACGAGAUGUACUUGCAGAUUAUUCGGGCGACGCGCUCGGCUGCUUCGGAUCGCGGGCGUCGAAAGGCGUGGGAACUCGUGCGCGUGAUCGCGGCAUUGUUUGCGCCGUCGCGUGAUUUCAUUGGCUUCGUGUCAGAGUACAUAAACGAAGUCGCCGCGCGUGGUUCGAGUGACAUUCAGCCCCUCGCGCGGAGCGCCUUGCAAACGAUGAAGCGAACGAGCAAGAGCGCAAUGCGCCGUCACGAACCAACGGCUGAGGAAAUCAUCGCGUUUGCGCGUGGUGAAAAGCUCAGAGUGGUGAUAACUUUCCUCGACGGCACGUUCGAAGAUUUACCGUACGACAUGUCGACCACGGCGAAGGAAGCUGUCGUUGCGCUCGCCACGUCGAUCAAUCUGCAAAACUACAGCACAUUUUCGUUGUUCACGGUGCGCAAGUUCUUCGGUAAAGUCGCCCCGCUCAUCAAGGAAGGAUUACUUUCGGAAGAACACCAUGAACUAGGCGAUGUCUCGUUUCUCAGCGACGCCCUCGGCGAUAUUCGGGCGAUGAAAACGGAGUCGACGCCGAGCAAGGCGACGUCGAUGCAAACUGGAUUGUUGUUCAAAAAGCGUAUGUUCAGAGAUGCAGAUGAAACCAUCGACGAGACGACCUUCGUGCUUUUGUCGUACGUACAGGCGAAGCACGAUUUUAUGAUGGGUAAUUACCCAAUCUCGCGUGACGACGCGGCGUUGCUCGCGGCAUUGCAAGUGCAGGCGGAGGAGGGCCCGAGACUCGGUGAAGAUCAAGCCGCGCUUGGCCUUGUGUUGGCGAAGUAUCUGCCGCGCACAAUGUGUAAUACGCGCCCCACAAAGGAGUGGACCGAACACAUCGCUGGGCAACACGCCUCGAUACGCGGGUUGAGUGGCGACGAAGCGCGUCAGGCGUUGUUGCGCAUGAUUCGAUCGCUUCCAUACGGCAACUCCGCGUUUUUCCGCGCCAAACGCGUCGACGAUCCAAUCGGUUUGCUUCCUGGCAAGCUCAUGAUUGGAGUCAAUAAGCGAGGCGUGCACUUUUUCCGCGAGACGCCGAUGGAGUACUUAUACACUGCAGAUUUACGGGACAUCAUGCAGUUUGGUUCGGCACCGCACGCCAUCUUUUUUAAGAUGCGCGUCUCGGGUGCGCUCCACGUCUUUCAAUUCGAAACGAGCGACGGGGAGAAUAUUUGCAUGGCGCUUCAAACGCACAUCAACGAUGUGAUGAUGAAGAAAAUGGCGGAUAAGAAGGCGGCGAUGAUGGCGGUGGAAGCGGUGACGCCGAGCAAAAAACCCACGAAACGCGGCGACAUAGAUGCCUCCGACGCGCAGAAAGAAAUCAAAACGCUGAAUGAAAAGUUGGCCAAUAUGAGGAACGAGCGUGCGGAAUUGCGCGCGCAACUGGACCAAGCAAACGAGGCGUUUCACGAAGCGAACGAUCGAUUGGAAAGCGAAAGAGCGAGUAAAGCCGACAUCGUGGAUACCAUUCAGAUGCUCGAGCGACAGCUCAAGGAGUCGAAAGAAGCAGCAAUCGCGAGCGACAACGCGACGACAGACAAGCUCGACGACUUGACCGCGAUUCAGUUGCAAGAGCUACGAGACGAGUUGCAGCAAGUGGUGGUUUUGGAGCAAAAACUCAAACGCGCGGAAGCGGCGCACGCGGAAGAGUUGAAAGAAACGGCGGAGCAAAAUGGUGCCGACAUUAGCGAAUGGCAAAACAAAUUGCACGAAGCGGACUCAAGAGCUGGCGAGCUUGAGGCGGAAAUUAGGGCGCUUCGGCUUGAGUACGAAGAGCAAAAGGCGAUGGUGACGAAGGAGAUGCUCGACGAGCUCGAGCAAUUGCGCGAGAUGAAAAACACGUUUGAGGGACAGCAAGCAACAGCUCGCGAACUCAUGGCGGGCCAGACGCAAAAGAUCAAAGAGUUGGAAGAAAAGUACACUUCCGAGGUGACGCUGCGUCGACGCUACUUCAACAUGCUGGAGGAUCUGAAGGGUAAGAUUCGAGUCUACGCCAGAACGCGUCCGCUGACGGAAAUCGAAACGAGUCAAAAUCAACAAGCUAUACUCGCGACUCCGGAUGAGUUCACGUGUUCGCAUCCUUGGCGAGGAGAAAAGAAGGAUCGCUCGUACGAAUUUGAUGAAGUUUUUCCGGCAAACUCGACGCAAGAACAAGUCUUCGAAGACACCAAGUAUCUCGUUCAAAGCGCCAUGGACGGAUAUAACGUGUGUAUUUUCGCAUACGGACAAACGGGGAGUGGGAAAACGUUCACGAUUUACGGCGACGAUGCGAACCCGGGAUUGACGCCGCGCGCUAUCGCCGAAGUGAUGCGGUGCGUGCAUCGCGACUCAAACAAGUCCUCGGUGAAGAUGGAGUGUUACAUGCUCGAAUUGUACAGGGACGAUUUGAUUGAUUUACUCCUGCCGGUCGGAACGUCUGAUGCGCCUCGCCUGGACAUCAAAAAGGACAAGAAAGGGUGGGUAACGGUGCCUAACGCUACUAUCGUGCCGGUGACGUCUGAAGAUGAGAUCAUCGAGGUCAUUCACACGGGUUUGAAGGUUCGCAAAACCGCCGGGACGAAGAUGAAUGUCGAAUCGAGUCGAUCGCACUUGAUCUUCUCGCUCGUCAUGGAGACGACAGAUUUGCAAACUGGGGCUUUGACGAAAGGAAAACUAUCUUUCGUGGAUUUAGCCGGAAGUGAGCGCGUGAAAAAGUCGGGUGCGGAAGGCGAUACGCUCAAGGAGGCGCAAGCAAUCAACAAAUCGCUUUCCGCGCUCGGCGACGUCAUUUCCGCCUUGGCGUCCGAACAACAGCACAUUCCGUACAGAAAUCACAAGCUGACGAUGCUCAUGAGCGAUUCCCUGGGUGGUAACGCAAAGACGCUGAUGUUUGUGAACGUCUCCCCGACGGACGGUAACGUUGAAGAAACACAAAACUCCUUGACGUACGCCACACGUGUUCGCACCAUUAAGAACGACAACGGUAAGAGCGUGGAGAGUAAGGAAGUACAACAUCUGAAGCAGCAAGUCGCGCAUUGGCGUCAAAAAGCGGGCGAGGUAGAAGAAUCGCACGUUGACAUUGAAGAUGAGCGCGUGGGCUUGGACCAGUUGAGCCUCAACCAGUGAUCGUCUUUGUGUUUUAUAGCCCGUUCCUUGGGGAGCGU
Messenger RNA from Ostreococcus lucimarinus CCE9901, 3368 nucleotides. RefSeq lists its product with no specific name. Gene Ontology annotation, biological process: microtubule-based movement. The record is from RefSeq and is a predicted model, not a curated record. Gene Ontology annotation, cellular component: cytoskeleton. The transcript is spliced from 3 exons. Lineage: Eukaryota; Viridiplantae; Chlorophyta; Mamiellophyceae; Mamiellales; Bathycoccaceae. The coding region runs from base 1 to 3330 and encodes 1109 amino acids. Gene Ontology annotation, molecular function: microtubule motor activity; microtubule binding; ATP binding.